Messenger RNA from Aspergillus viridinutans, 777 nucleotides. RefSeq lists its product as uncharacterized. The coding region runs from base 1 to 777 and encodes 258 amino acids. NCBI's taxonomy places the organism in Eukaryota, Fungi, Ascomycota, Eurotiomycetes, Eurotiales, Aspergillaceae. The record is from RefSeq and is a predicted model, not a curated record. The transcript has 2 exons.
AUGCCGGCCGUCAAGUUCGACUGGCUAGACAAGGAUACAUGGCGCAUUCCAUUCGAGUAUAAGUUUGUUAAUGACCAGGUAAUCUCCGCCAUCUAUCUGAUGGAACCACAGGCGCCAGAGCCAUGGAAGCCCUUAAAUGAGUUCACCGAUUACGCGCUGAAGAAGCACGGCGUCCGUCGCUUCGUCCUCGUGGCUGGAAGCUCGGCCGAAUGCGGCAAGCCCGGCAUGGGCAUGGUUUGGCAGCAUUUCCUGGACAGACAGGUGGACUAUUGUGUGCUUCGGCCGAGUUGGUUUAUGGUGCUGAUGUUUGCUCGCUGGUUAGAGAAUCUAACCGAGGAGGCUCUGCGCCAACUCAUCCGUGACCAAAGCAAGAUCUGUACUGCCUGCGGGCAGGGCAAAAUCCCGUUCGUCAGCGCUACGGAUAUCGCGGCCGUCGCCUAUCGAGCUCUGACGGAUCCCGACUCACACAACUGUGACCACCGGGUGCUGGGACCCGAGCUCUUGACGUACGAUGACAUUGCCGAGAAGCUGAGCCAUGUCUUGGGACGAGCAAUCGAGCACGUCAAGCUUUCUGGAGAGGAGCGGUACCGGGGGCUGGUAAACGCGGGCGUCUCCGAGUACUAUGCGGGCUUCUUGACAAAGCUGGAGGUUGCGGCCUCGACUGGGUUUGAGACACGGGAGAAUGAUGAAGUUGAAAAAGUGACUGGGCGGCCUCCGCGGUGCUUCGAGCUCUUUGCGCAGGAGAAUUGGUCGGCGUGGGUUCCAGAGGGCAAAUGA